AUCAGGAAAAUGAAAGCUAAUUGAGGAUGGAAAUUGUGAAAUUGGAAAUUUCGCAAUUAUUAGGUCAACCCGACAUUUAUUGCGGGAUGAAGAGUAUUUAUUUGUUUAUUGCAGUGCAUUUGUCGUAGUUGCAAUAAAUGAAGCUGGAGUUACUAUUGUUUCUGUAUCUGGUAAACUGUGUUGUUUUGUAGUGGUAAUUGUUGAGGAAAUAAGAGUUGAGUUACGAGGUUACUUUUGUGGGGGUUGUAAUUAGUUGCAAUUAGUAAUUUUAAUGUUCAUAGAUUUGUCUUGAUCUGACGUUAACUAUAUCAUUAUGGGUCAUCGGAGUUAAUUCUAGAUAUGGUGACUUGUGUUGAUUGAUUUGCUUAUUAUUUUAAAGCGUUUGAGUUUCUCGACUGUGAUGGAAUCCAUCAGGAAGUUAUUUGUAAUGUAUUCUUUUUCUCUUUCUUGUGUAUAGGAACAAUGAUGGAUGUUUGUUCCCAUGCUUCAGUAGCUUUUUAAAGCAUUAUGACUCUACUUCAACAUACUGAAUCAUUAAUUUGAUUUGGUUUUUUCCUCAACUUGCUGUGGUUUCCAGGGCUAAUGUGUUUGAUUUGAUGCUUUAAGCUUUUGCUUGGUGUAGUUUAAGAAUCUCCCUCUCCCUCUCUCAGACACACGCACACACGCAGCCUGAGUAACACAAAUGGGUCGAAGCAGUACUACUGAGAGUGAAGACGGUGUGCUCUCUGCUGAUUCACCACUAAGCAAUGAUGGUGAUAAUUUCAGCGGAAGUUCAAAUGGUGGGUUUGUUCUCAAAAAAGGUCCAUGGACAUCUGCUGAGGAUGCGAUUUUAGUUGAUUAUGUGAAAAAGCAUGGAGAAGGUAACUGGAACGCAGUUCAGAAACACUCAGGGCUUUUACGGUGUGGGAAAAGCUGCCGUUUACGGUGGGCCAACCAUUUGAGGCCAAACCUGAAGAAAGGAGCCUUUACAUCUGAAGAAGAGAGACUAAUAAUUGAACUUCAUGCUAAGAUGGGAAAUAAGUGGGCACGAAUGGCUGCACAUUUGCCUGGAAGGACGGACAAUGAGAUAAAGAACUAUUGGAAUACCCGGAUAAAAAGACGUCAACGUGCUGGUUUACCACUUUAUCCCCCUGACUUGUGUCUGGAUCCACUUCCGGAGAAUCAACAACAGCUUAGUUCACCUGGAAUAUGUGCUGGAGAUAAAGGAUGUCAUGAGAUCUUGGAGAGCACUGGUUAUGAGACACAUGAUCUCAUGUUUGAUAGUUUCAACUUUUUACCAUACACACCACAAUUUCCAGAUAUUUCUGGCAGUGUUUCGACGAGUAAUGGUUUUGGUUCUCCUCAGUUUUACAGCUUUGCCCAACCUAUCGGAGUGCCUAAACAUGCUCAAGAACCAGAUGAACCCAUGUUGGACUAUGGAGGUGGUGCACCUAAUGAGACACCUCCAUUUGACAGGACUCAAACUGCUAGUUGCACGAACAAAAUGUCUGAGUCUUUUGGUCUGUGUUUCCCAUAUGUUCCUGACCACACCAAGAAACUGUUGUCUUUUGGUGUCGGUCAGGAUAGUGAAAUUAUGUCAAAUGUCAUUUCCUCUGCUUCUAAGCACUCUGCAGGUGCUCAGGAGUUGGAGCUCCCUUCACUCCAAUAUCAAGAGACUGGCAUAGGUCUCUGGGACCCUGCACCUGAGUCAUUGGAUUCUUUUGUCCAGUCUCCGCUACCAGGGCCACUCCCAUCACAUUGUCCUUCUUCAGGGAGCAGUGGCCUCUUAGAAGACUUACUUUAUGAGGCUAAGGCUCUCAGUAAGUCAGAGAAUCAAUCUUCUGAUUGGGCUGCUUCAUCUAACAUGAGCCAUGGAGAUAUAACAGACAGUUCUGCUUUACAAACAUACUCCAGAGAGUUCAAAGGUUAUCUUGACCCCAGUUCCCCAUCAGGUAACUCAAUGGGAUCAAUUUUCAAUGGGUGCACUCCUACUGGUACACUUGGAAGUUCAUUGGAGGAGGACAUGCCUGUGCGCCAUGUGAAAACAGAAGUGUAUGAUCAAAGUUGGCUGCUGGAUGGUCAAAGGGAAAAAAUUAUGGAUCACUUUGAUUGCUCUAGGCCUGAUGCAAUGCUCGGAUCAUGCUGGUUUGAGCACAGUGCUGCUUCCCAUUCAAAUCAACAAGUCUCUGGAACCAAUGCCAUUGCAGCUCGCACUGAGUUGAAGAACACUUCAGCAUCUUCUUCUACCUGGGCCCUCGGUUCUUGCUCUUGGAAUAACAUGCCUGCUGUCUGCCAAAUGCCUGACUUCCCCUGAAUAUUGCCAGCAUAUGUUACUGAACUUCUGGAUAUAUUUGUUGCAAUUUUUGCCAUUUCCUGUGAAGAGAUUAUCACAAAUUAGGUCUUACGAGCACAAUGGUGUUCGAGUCUCUCAGACAUUCCCUGCGUUUUGCUGUUAUGGAUUAAUUCACAGACAAAACUCAAAUCUCUCGUAGAAAAUGUAUCCCUCUACUUCUUGAACCAUAAUUGAUGGCCUUAUUUUUCUCAUUGGAUUCCACUCUGUAAUCUCAUUGAUUGAUAUGGUUGUUUUACCAUCUUCUUCAGAUUAGAGAAGUGAUUGGUAGUUGGAAGCA
Sesamum indicum (sesame) is the source of this 2609-nucleotide messenger RNA. Its product is annotated as transcription factor MYB33. Lineage: Eukaryota; Viridiplantae; Streptophyta; Magnoliopsida; Lamiales; Pedaliaceae. The record is from RefSeq and is a predicted model, not a curated record.